Messenger RNA from Rosa chinensis, 2808 nucleotides. RefSeq names its product 3-ketoacyl-CoA synthase 11. Gene Ontology annotation, molecular function: acyltransferase activity, transferring groups other than amino-acyl groups. The transcript has 2 exons. Gene Ontology annotation, biological process: fatty acid biosynthetic process. The record is from RefSeq and is a predicted model, not a curated record. The coding region runs from base 1051 to 2589 and encodes 512 amino acids. Lineage: Eukaryota; Viridiplantae; Streptophyta; Magnoliopsida; Rosales; Rosaceae. Gene Ontology annotation, cellular component: membrane.
UUAUACUUGGGUGAAAUGCUAUGAAACUAAAAAACAUGGUUUGGUUUUUCUUUUCUUUAGCUAAAGAAUUCUGGUUUUUGUUUUGUUCUACCACACAAGAAGGAAUUUGCUAAUUUGGUUUAGUUUUACGGAAUCAUAGAGUUUGAUCAUGAUUUGGUUACCUUCUGAAAAUAAAUAAAGAAUUAGGGAAAUUUUAGAUGCCUGCUGUCCUGCAUUUCCAACCAUUAAGAACAAGUUGAUAAAUGAGUUCCCAGAUCACGAGAUAGAAAUCCUUUUUCUUCUCUUCUCCAUUGUUUUACACAACUACAAGACUUAAAAACACCAACACUAGGUGUGAAAUCCAUAUUGAUCUCAUCUAUAUUUCCUUCAAAAACAAGAGGAGCUAGCUUGAGAUUUUCCUGUGACCAUUUUCUGAGCAAUCUGCAUUCCUGGUUCUUCCUCCAAGGUUUGUUGACGUGUCAAAGUAGUAGUAACUGCAUUUUGCAACUCGUGACUGAUCAUCAUCUUGUUUAAUUUUUAAUUCCAAUAUAUUCCCAGAACAAUCUCACACUGCAAUAGUACAUAAAUGGUAACAUUUUUACAGCUCAGCCCAACACAAGACAUUCAUUGCUACCAAAAUUCAUUUGAAAAUCAUUUCUGUUUACUCUGCCACACACUCACCUUCUCCCUCAUAAUAAAGUCACAAGAACCGUUAUUAGUGCCUGUAGCUCUCAGGCAGAGAAGGAAGAACUUCUGGUCAGAUUUGCAUUCAAGGGAUGGUUAGAGCUGCAUUUGCUUUUCUCUAUUGUUGAGAGUUCUUUUCUAAAAUUCCUUUUCUAUUAAAAUUCAAUAUCGUUUUCUUGGAUUAUCUUAAGGAAAUACAAUCCAACCCUAAAGCCAUACUAUUUUACUGACCACCCAAAUGUUGUUGAAACUCUUUUUGGAGGAGAAAAGAUUCACGCUUCUUUAACAUAACUGUUCCGCUUUAUUUCACCCAAAGACGUCUCUUUAGUUUUGUGUAAUUUAGAUCCAAAACCCAUCAACCCAUCUCUUAAAAUUUUCUGAGAAAAAAUGUCAAGGUCCAAUUUAAAUACACCUUUAAUAUCUCCAUCACUAUCAUCACCAAAGCUCCCUGAUUUCAAACAAUCUGUGAAAUUGAAGUAUGUAAAGCUUGGUUACCAUUACCUCAUCACUCAUGGAAUGUACUUGUUCCUAACCCCUCUUUUUGUUCUCACUGCUGCACAACUCUCCACAUUCUCACUCCAAGACCUCCAUGACCUUUGGGAUCAUUUGAGGUUCAAUCUCAUAUCCGUUCUGCUCUGCUCAACUCUCUUGGUCUUCUUGUCCACCCUCUACUUCCUCACUCGUCCCCGCCCCGUUUACCUUGUUGAUUUCUCAUGCUACAAGCCCGAAGAUGCUCGAAAAACCACUAGGCACGUGUUCAUGAAUUGCUCACAUUCCAUAGGAACAUUCACUGGGCAGAAUCUUGAGUUUCAGCGCAAAAUUAUUGAGAGGUCAGGUCUUGGGGAGUCUACAUAUCUCCCUGAAGCUGUUAUAAGGGUGCCUCCUAAUCCAUGUAUGGCAGAGGCAAGAAAAGAAGCUGAGAUGGUAAUGUAUGGUGCCCUUGAUCAGCUGUUUGAGAAAACUUUUAUAAAACCAAAGGACAUUGGCAUUUUGAUUGUGAAUUGUAGCUUGUUCAAUCCAACACCAUCUUUGUCAGCUAUGGUGAUCAAUCAUUAUAAGCUACGAGGGAAUGUUAUUAGUUACAAUCUUGGUGGGAUGGGAUGUAGUGCUGGUUUGAUCUCGAUUGAUCUUGCUAAAGAUCUUCUUCAAGUCCACCCGAAUACCUAUGCUUUGGUGAUUAGUAUGGAGAACAUCACUUUGAAUUGGUAUUUUGGGAAUGACAGGUCAAUGCUUGUGUCAAACUGCUUGUUUCGAAUGGGGGGAGCUGCAAUUUUGCUUUCGAACAAUAGGUCUGAUAGGCGUCAAUCCAAGUACCAGUUAGUCCAUACUGUUCGAACACAUAAAGGUGCCGAUGACAAGUGUUUCUCUUGUGUUACUCAAAAAGAGGAUCCUGCAGGGAAAAUCGGUGUUUCUUUGUCAAAGGAUCUUAUGGCAGUAGCUGGGGAUGCUUUGAAGACCAACAUUACAACUUUGGGUCCUUUGGUGUUACCUAUGUCUGAACAGUUGCUCUUCUUUGCUACACUUAUUGGAAGAAAGCUUUUCAAGAUGAAGGUGAAGCCUUACAUCCCGGAUUUCAAAUUGGCUUUUGAACAUUUCUGCAUUCAUGCUGGAGGAAGAGCUGUGCUGGAUGAAUUGGAAAAGAAUUUGCAGCUUUCGGACAGACAUAUGGAGCCUUCAAGGAUGACCCUAUACAGAUUUGGCAACACCUCAAGCAGCUCUCUUUGGUAUGAACUGGCUUAUACAGAAGCCAAGGGAAGGAUGAAGAAAGGUGACAGAACGUGGCAGAUAGCUUUCGGGUCUGGCUUCAAGUGUAAUAGCGCGGUUUGGAAGGCUUUGAGGACUGUGAAUCCAGUAAAGGAGAAGAACCCGUGGAUGGAUGAGAUCGACAUGUUCCCGGUGCAUGUUCCAAAGGUCUCAGCCCUCUAAACUCAUAUGGCAGUUUCCCAUUUCUUCUAGGUGUGUUGGGGAAAGUUGGUUUUCUCUUCUAGUCGUAAAUCUUCUUGUUUGUGCUUGAAUAGUCUCCGUAGUGUUUUAUUUACAAUCUGUCAUGGCUAGUUCUUUUGACAAUGUCAGAGUGGUUUAUGUUGUUAUUUCCUGGGUGAUCCAUGAUUCACAAUCAAUCAUUAGCAAUCGGUGUUUCUUGGA